Molecule: messenger RNA, 534 nt
Organism: Vitis vinifera (wine grape)
Lineage: Eukaryota; Viridiplantae; Streptophyta; Magnoliopsida; Vitales; Vitaceae
Exons: 2
Coding region: 1-534 (177 amino acids)
Source: RefSeq, a predicted model, not a curated record
AUGGCGCAAUACCUAGCUAAGGUGAGAGAUACCUUACAACGAUUCACUGAGUGGACGAUCGAAAAAAUCAGACGAAUUGAAAAUGGGCGCGUCGAUGCCUUGGCAGAAACCUCCACUUGCAAUACCAUUGAGGCACGCCAACCAGACAGCCAAGAAUGGACGAACGACAUUAUAAAAUACCUCCGGAUAGGCACUCUGCCCGAGGAUGCCAAACAGGCACACAAGAUUCGAGUGCAAGCCGCCCGCUUUACCCUGAUUGGGGGGCACCUGUACAAACGAUCUUUUACAGGUCCCUACCUUCGAUGCUUAAGUCAUUCAGAGGCCCUGUAUGUAUUAGCAGAAUUGCACGACGGAGUAUGUGGAAAUCAUUCUGGAGGACGAUCUCUAGCGCACAGGGCCCAUUCUCAAGGAUAUUAUUGGCCCACGAUGAAGAAGGAUACAGCAGCCUACGUCAAAAAAUGCAACAAAUGUCAACGACAUGCCCCCAUACCACAUAUGCCGUCGGAGACGCUGAAACCAAUUUCAGGUCCCUGA